AUGAACGCCAGUAAUAUAUGUCAGAGUCAUCUUGAUCUCAAUGCACAGAACGGUAUUACAAGCUACGAUAUCAAUUCUCUUGUCGAUGAUGAUUUUGAGGUAAUCGGUAGUUUGAGUGAUACGAUGCGUUCGGUGUCAUUGGAAACUAGUUCAGAAAUACCGCUGUAUAAUAUAGAAAUUGGUAACCGUUACACCAUUGCCGAAAAUCCCACUAGUGCAACUGCCGUAACGAAUAAAAAGAUUGAUGAGGGCACUGCAUUAGCGAAUAACAGUUUGAAUCUGUUGUUAAGUAAUGCUGGUCGGAAUACUAAUAUUCUGACGCAGAUCAUUAUUAAGUCAUCAUCAAUCGAUAGUACAGAUCUUUCGGUCCAUCUUUUUCAUGAAGACCCUAUUAACACAGUUGAAUUGAUACGAGCUGACUAUCAAGCUGCACAGCAAGCAGCUAAGCAGGAAAAUGAGUUGUUACGUAAAGCAUGCGAAAAAAAAAACGAACAGAUAAUAAUAUUCUUAUUCAGAUUGAAAUGUUGCGCCGUAGAUUGGAUGAAGAAAUUGCGCAGAAGAUUCAACUCAGUGCAGAAUUGGAAGAGAUUCAGCGCAAUCUUAAUGAAUGCAGGUAAGAUAAAAGUGGACGAGGAGAUUGCCGGCAAAAUUGAGCGUGAAGACAUUAUCAGAGUUCUGCAAACGACAAUUGUACAACUUCAGAGUAGCGGUGAUUUAAGUUGCCUUGGAUCAAGUGUGGUUAACGAACAAGCUUUGGUUUCCUCGCUGCAUGAAAAAGAAGAACUCAUUGAGGCGCUUAAAAAACAAUUAGAAGGAGCUGAGGAGCGGUAUGAAAAAGAGCAUAAGGAGGUACUGGAUUUGGAAGAAAUAGUAAAAAUCCUUCACGAAUACCUCCAGAAUGAUCAGCAGACGCAAGUGGAAUAA
Messenger RNA from Cercopithifilaria johnstoni, 924 nucleotides. NCBI's taxonomy places the organism in Eukaryota, Metazoa, Nematoda, Chromadorea, Rhabditida, Onchocercidae. The record is from the annotation of a GenBank genome assembly.